GAUAGUCUCUAGACUAUACGAGACGCAUAUAUAUAUACACUGCUGUGCCCCUCGUACGUGUGGGGUCGAUUAGCUCAACACUCGAUGCCAGUGAGAUCAACUGCCACUACUCCGCGUGGGUUCGACAAGCUUGAAAUUCGAUGCCAUCUAGCUCUACAAAUUGGUUGCGAUGAACAACUAGUUUCGACGCGGGAUAGUUUUCACCAGGUUUUUCUAACGCUGUGAAUCAUAAAGUAACAACGUCGAAGACUGGCAAGCUGUUGAGACAGAUCUGUUGACUGACAAUACACACACGGAAGCACGACCGUGUCGAUACGUCACAUCCGCUCCGAAGAUGACUCGAAUGCACGUGAAACACGUCGUGUUCUAUCAACACGAACCGACGUUUCGCGAGAAGUUUUCGCGCCAAUUCCACUACAACAUCGGCCCGCUGCUGCACAUGCUCUUGGCGCCCAACAUCUGCAUCGUGUUGUUAGGGUACAUAUACCUCACGCCCGCGCACCGCAACAACGUGGACGGGCUAGGCGGACCAGCGGGCUGUGGCGGUGUCCCCGCGUACAAUCAGACACUAUACAAUAAAACAACGCACAAUCAAACAAUAUACAAUCAUCUCAACGACAGUGAACAUUACGACGUUCCCGCCGGCGAUAUAACCGGAAGCGACGCGACGCGCGCACCGGUGACGUCAUGCAACGUCACCGACGACGUCAUCAUCCGUUUGAAGUUCGCCGACCUGUACGUGGAGUCGUGGAAGCUGGCCGGCUACGGCGAAUGGAGAGUGUGGCUGUUCAUCGCCGUAUUCUCGGCCUGGGCGUGUCUCCUGCAGCUCGUCCUCGGCGGGAAGAAAUACGAAGGUCCGCAGACGAGAAGCGGACACGUGCCAGUCUACAACAACUGUGGUUUCCGCUACUACGCGAUCAACACCUUCAUCAUGGCGAUCCUCAUCGGCUUCGAAGCCUUUGAAGCGAAGCCGUUCUUCGAUAGACUGCCACACCUUGCCGGCGCUCUCAACAUCUACGGCUUCGCCAUCAGCGCGUUGCUCUACCUCAAGGGAACGUACUAUCCGUCGGGGACCGACUACAGUUCGUCUCGUCACCGCGUGUUCGAUUUCUACUGGGGCGCGGAGUUGUACCCGCGCGUGCUGUGGGAGAAAGUCGACGUGAAACUGCUCGUCAACUCUCGAUUCGGCAUCAUGCUCUGGCAGCUCAUCGUGUGGUUAUCGUGGAAAACUCACGUCGAAACGUACAGUUGCAACUGGGCGGCGUCGGUGAUCACGCUCAUGCAGACCGUCUACAUCGCAAAGUUUUUCUGGACGGAGGACGGGUACACGAAAGGUAUCGACAUGCACAUUGAUCGAGCAGGGUUCCUGACGACGUGGACGUACGUGUGUCUCGUUCCUUGCUUCUACUCGCUCACGGCCGUAGACAUGCGCUACCACGCUCCGUCCGUACACUGGUGGCUCGCCCUCCUUCUCUUCAUCGCUGGCUUCCUCGUCAUGGUGAUGACUUUCUGGGUCGACUUCCAGCGACGCAAGAUGCGAGAGACGGCCGGAAACUGCGAGGUGUGCUGUCGGCCGCCGCGUCUCAUCGUCAUGGCGACGUACCCGCCGCACGGGGGCGCUGCGACGUCGUCGCUUCUGCUCGCGUCCGGCUGGUGGGCCGUCGGUCGCCACGUGAAUUACUUCUUUGAGAUCCUGACGGCGGUGGCGUGGGCGCUGCCGGCCUGCUUUCACGAUCACUGGUGGGUGCCUUUCCUCUACUUCGCGUACAUCGGUGUUUUUCUCCUGCAUCGGUCGUGUCGGGACGAACGCCGUUGUCGCAUGAAGUACGGUGACAAGUGGGAUGAGUAUUGCGACAUCGCUAGCUGGAGAAUGAUUCCCGGAGUGUUCUGAGCGUGAUGUGCGACGGCGUGUUGUAUGCGG
Messenger RNA from Priapulus caudatus, 1921 nucleotides. Its product is annotated as 7-dehydrocholesterol reductase-like. Gene Ontology annotation, molecular function: 7-dehydrocholesterol reductase activity. Gene Ontology annotation, cellular component: endoplasmic reticulum membrane. Gene Ontology annotation, biological process: cholesterol biosynthetic process; brassinosteroid biosynthetic process. The coding region runs from base 335 to 1891 and encodes 518 amino acids. The record is from RefSeq and is a predicted model, not a curated record. Lineage: Eukaryota; Metazoa; Priapulida; Priapulimorpha; Priapulimorphida; Priapulidae. The transcript has 2 exons.